AUGGCCGAGCACUCGACCUCCUCCGCCACCUCUCCGGCCACCAGCUCGGCCACCUUGCCGGGGGCUCUCUCCAGCUCGUCCACCGACGCCGGCACCACCGCCGGCACUUCUCCUCCCUUCAUCUUCGACACCACCCCCUCUUCCCAUACUGGCUCAUCCCCAUCGCUCGGCUCUCAGUUCGCCCCCUCUUCCCUCCCUCCACAGCGUCGUGCUCUCCUUCGCCGCCGCUCCCUCCCCCACCCCAUUUUCCGCGACAGCAUCCAGAACCACAUCAAGUUUCUUCUCAACCCCGACGAUCACAAAUAUCACAAGUGGAAGUCCUUCUUCCUCCUUGUUUUUAUCCUCUAUGGCGUCGCCCAGUUCAUCGAACAGCCCCUCCCCCCCAACGCCACCGCCUUCCAGCGCGAGCUCGACGCCCACCUUGUGCUUUGGAUCUACUCCACCCUCGCCGACAACCUCGUCGAUCACGUCGUCGGGGCUACCACCACCUACGAUCUCUCGCACCGCAUUCGCGACUACUUCCUGGCGAACCGCACGGCACGGUACAUGAUGUUGAACCGGCAAUACCACAACCUCAAGCAAGGAGAUCUCUCUGUCGCCGAGUAUGCCCGCCGCAUGAAGCUUCUCACCGCCGGGCUGGCUGACAUCGAGCACGCCGUCAUUGAGGUGGAUCUCACCACUCAGUUUCUUCACGGCAUCGACAAACGCCUCGACACCAUCCGCGUCGUGCUCGGGGACACGGUUCCUCUGCCGCUGUUCGAGACGGUGUUCUCUCGCCUGAAGCUCGCCGAGGAGAAUCUCGCCCAGCGCGUGGCUGAUGAGCCGGCCAUGAUUCUCGCCGUCACCGGGGGCGGCGGCCCCUCCAGCAGCUCUUCUGGAUCCGGCGGCUCCGGUCCUCGCCCCAUCGACCGCGCCGAUCGCUCCAAUGCUUGGGGCCCCGCCUCUCCGGCCGGCCAAGGCUCUGGCAACCGCGCUGAUGGUGGCGACCGCGGUGGACGCGGCCGUGGGCGCGGGCGCGGUGAUCACGGCGGUCGUGGCAACCCCCCGCCCAUGUCCUACAGUCCCUACAUGGGGUUCUCCGCGCCCUACGGGAUGGCACUCCCGAACCCGCGUCCUGGCUGGGUCCCUCCCAACGCCGCCGGCGUGCUCGGCCCGCGGCCCGGGUCCCAUGCGCAGGCGUAUCCGAUGCAGUUCUCCGGCUACCACGCGCCGACGCCGCCUCCACCACCCUCCUGGGAUCACCUCGCCAUGCUUCAGGCCGCCUACAGCGCCAACGGCAUCUCCAACAGCGGCUCCGCUCCGCACGAGUGGUACCUCGACAGCGGCGCCUCCUCCCACGUCACCGGCAACCCUAGUAACCUCGACCUUUCGAAUCCUUCUUUAAAGCCUCGUUUCACUAGUAUUGUUGUUGGCAAUGGCACACAUCUUCCCAUUGUAGCAACUGGCUCGGCCACCCUCCCCCCUCACAACUUCCAUCUACGAGACGUUCUCUUUUGUCCCCAUGUAGUCACUAGUCUCAUUUUCGUUCGCCAGUUCACCAAAGAUAACUUAUGCUCUAUUGAAUUUUUCCCUCUUAGCUUUGUUGUGAAGGAUCUUCGAACCAGGAGGGUAAUCAUGAUCUCCGCUAGCUCCGGCGACCUCUAUCCUUUCUUCGGUAAUAACAAGCCUUGGAGCACCGCCCUCUCCGCCACCACCUCCAAUGCUGACGUGUGGGAUCGCCGGCUUGGCCACCCCAGCCCUCAAGUUACUUCUACCUUAGUAGCCCAUGAUUUUUCUUCCCUCUUGUAA
Aegilops tauschii subsp. strangulata is the source of this 1788-nucleotide messenger RNA. The record is from RefSeq and is a predicted model, not a curated record. Lineage: Eukaryota; Viridiplantae; Streptophyta; Magnoliopsida; Poales; Poaceae.